AUGAGGAAAUUUGAAGAUGAAGUCUAUAACUUUAAGUGUACUUACUGUAAUGCAGCCAAACUUGUGCACACACCUCUCACUGACAAGUGCUACCUCACUCUCACACAAGGAAUGUACAUGGGAAUGGGAGGUAAUCCGUACGGACCUGCUGGAACCGGAAAGACCGAGUCAGUCAAGGCUCUUGGAGGACUGUUUGGACGCCAAGUGCUUGUUUUCAACUGUGAUGAGGGUAUUGAUGUGAAGUCAAUGGGAAGGAUCUUCAUUGGCUUAGUAAAGUGUGGAGCUUGGGGUUGUUUUGAUGAGUUCAACCGGUUGGAGGAGGCUGUGUUGUCAGCUGUUUCAAUGCAGAUCCAAACAAUCCAAGCAACAAUGAAAAGCAGGAAACCAACUUGUGAACUUCUUGAUAGAACUAUUGAUAUUGACCCCAAUUCUGGUAUAUUCAUCACUUUAAACCCGGCUGGAAAAGGUUACGGUGGUCGUCAGAAACUUCCUGAUAACUUGAAGCAGCUAUUCAGACCGGUGGCAAUGUCACGGCCUGACAUUGAGCUGAUUGCAGAGGUCAUUCUCUUUUCGGAGGGUUUCAAAGAAGGAAAGGAACUAGGCAGAAAACUUGUGGCCAUUUUUAACCUCUCCAAGGAGCUUUUAACCCCCCAGCAGCACUAUGAUUGGGGACUAAGAGCCUUGAAGACUGUGCUACGAGGCUGUGGUAAUAGGCUGCAACAAGCUAGGCAACAGGCCAAUGAAGCAGAAGAUAAAGGUCCUGUAAAAAUCGAAGAGAGUAAGCUAGUAGUGCAGGCCUUGAGGGUGAACACACUCUCCAAGCUGACAUUCUCCGAUGCUAAACGAUUUGAUGCACUGGUUAGGGACGUCUUCCCAGGAGUUGAACUUAAGGACAUAGAAUUUGAAAAACUCUCAAAUGCUCUCAAAGAGGUCUGUGCAGAAAGUAAUCUGGUUGUCAUGGAGACACAGAUAAAGAAAGCGAUGGAGCUGUACGAACAGCUACGCCAGAGGACAGGAGUUGUGGUGGUUGGUCCCAGUGGGUCUGGGAAGUCUACCACAUGGAAGAUGUUGCGUUCUGCUCUAGGCAAGAUUGGGCAGCAGGUGAAACAGUAUACGAUGAAUCCCAAAGCUAUCCCAAGAACCCAGCUACUCGGACACAUUGAUAUGGACACCAGAGAAUGGUCAGAUGGGGUACUGACCAGCAGUGCUAGACAAGUGGUCAGGGAGCCUCAAGAGGUUCAGUCAUGGAUAAUCUGUGAUGGCGAUAUCGACCCUGAAUGGAUUGAGUCAUUGAAUUCGGUCCUUGAUGAUAAUCGACUGUUGACGAUGCCUUCGGGAGAACGUAUCCAGUUCGGUCCCAACGUCAACUUCUUAUUUGAGACACAUGACCUUAGCUGUGCCUCCCCUGCUACCAUCUCUAGGAUGGGUAUGAUAUUUCUGAGUGAUGAAGAUGUCGAUGAUAAGAAGUUGGUGAAGUCUUGGAUGAAGAAAAACCCAGAAGAAAACCGGAACCAACUAGAAGGCUGGAUAGAGGAUCAUUUCUUCCGUGGUCUGCAGUGGGUAUUAGCAAAGAAUGACUUUGUGGUUGAGACCAGUAAACUGGGGGUAAUAUGGAAUGGUCUGUCCCACCUGUGGGGGGUGGCUAGUAAGCCCCAGUUUACCGUGUCUCUCAUUAGAGGUCUGGGAAGUAACUUGAACGAAGCUACUCGUGAGGAAUUUGCUAAAGAAGUUUUCAACUGGACACGAGAGAUGCCCCCUGACCCCAGAAGACCCCUUGAUACGUACUAUGAUGAACGCACAGAGAGCUUGAUGUCAUAUGAGUUGCAGGUUUCUGAAAAUCUGAAUGCAGAUGAUUUUUCAUCGUCGGAAUCUCUACCUGUGAUCAGUACGCCGUGCGUUCAGCGUUGCUUUGAUUACCUUGCACCAUGGUUGAAACCAGAAAACCGUCAACCAUUCAUACUGGUCGGCCCGGAUGGUUGUGGAAAAGGGAUGGUACUGAAACACUGCUUCUCUCAGAUGCGAUCAGUCCAGAUUGCCACAGUUCACUGCAGUGCUCAGACCUCACCCACCCACAUCCUUCAAAAGCUUCAGCAGACUUGCAUGGUCAUCAGCACAAACACAGGCCGCGUCUACCGGCCAAAAGACUCUGAAACCCUUGUCCUCUACCUCAAAGAUCUGAACCUACCAAAGCCUGAUAAGUGGGGAACCAGUCAACUCACUGCUUUCUUACAACAGGUGUUGACAUAUAAUGGGUUUUAUGACACAAACUUGGAAUGGGUCGGUCUGGAAGGAGUUCAAAUUGUUGCGAGUAUGAACGCAGGACACACUGUAGGACGCCACCAGCUCACUUCCAGAUUUACAUCUAUUGUACGCAUUUGUUGUUUAGGUUAUGCUGACCAGGAUGAGCUCCAGUCCAUCUACAGUGCAUACUUGAGACCUGUGCUCCAUCAAAGCCUGGAGAGACAUGUAGUGUGGGGAUCUGCUGGACGAGUCCAUCAACUUGCUGGCUCUAUGAUCCAAGUCUAUGAGCAGGUGCGAUCCAGAUUUACUGUUGAUGAUUACAGUCAUUACCUAUUUACGCCUCGUGACUUGACACAGUGGGUGCUGGCUCUUCUACGGUACGACCUCAAUGCUUCAAUGUCUGAGGGUACUAGUGACUAUGUCCUUGAGGUGUGGGCCUAUGAGGCAAGGAGGCUGUUCCGAGAUCGACUUGUUGGUGAGAAGGGAAUGGCAGCAUUCGAGAGCAUCUUGAUGGGAGUUCUCCAAGCGGAUUGGAAUGCUGGACACAUUUUAGAUAGUCUCAAUGAUAAUUACUUUGUGACGUGGGGAGCAAGGGCUGAAGCGGGCAGCAGUGCAGGUGCUCCUCUGCCCCCGAAUGGAAAAGCUCUUGGACGGCUCAGCUCAAAGGAUUUGAAGGAAGUGAUCGAGAAAGGUGUUCUUGAUUAUGGCCGUGAGACUCGCGAGUUGGAUCUGCUUAUAUUCCGUGAGGUUCUUGAACACAUUGCUCGUGUUGACAGGGUUCUGACCCAGCCUGGGGGCUCUCUUCUUCUUGCUGGGCGUAGUGGAGUUGGCAGGAGGACUGCAGCUAAUCUGGUGUCGUUUAUGCAUCGCGCACAGCUCUACACGCCAAAGAUGUCCAGGAACUAUGGAUUGAAACAGUUUAAAAAUGAUCUGAAGAAUGUGAUGCAGUUGACAGGCAUUGAAGGAGAGCAGGUGGUACUGAUGCUGGAAGAUCAUCAGUUUGUGUAUCCCCAGUUCCUUGAGAUCAUCAACAGUCUGCUGUCAUCUGGAGAGGUUCCAGGAUUAUACACACCCGAGGAACUUGAACCCCUGCUGGCGCCGAUAAGAGACAGGGCAUCUGAGGAAGGGUUUCGAGGGGCUUUGGCAAACUAUUAUGCGUCAAGAAUUCAAAUCAAUUUGCAUAUUGUCCUGGUGAUGGACUGUGCAAAUCCUAUGUUUGCUGUCAACUGUAAAAGUAACCCUGCCUUCUACAAGCGCUGCUCGGUCCAAUGGAUGGAAGGAUGGAGUCAGAGAAGCAUGGAAAAGAUUCCAAAAGACCUUUUGACAAGACCGAUCAAGAAUGAUGACCAAGUGGCACUGACUGCGAAAGAGAAGAAGAAACACCGGAGGAAACUCUCAGGUGGAGAUGAACUGGUGAAGAACUUCUUAGAGAUUCACAAGUCAAGUGAUCAUCUGCAUGCCACUCCAAGACGUUACAUGACAUUCCUGCAUACGUACCGAGCUGUGUACCACAAGAAGAAGUCAGGUGUGGAGAACAAAAGAACUCAUCUGAAGGCUGGUGUGUCAAAGUUAGAAGAGGCUAAAAGAACAGUAGCCGAGCUAAAGACAAAAGCUAAUGAGCAGAGUAAGCUGCUAGCUGUGAAGCAAUCAGAGGCUGAUGCUGCCCUGGAGCAGAUUGAACGCAAUAUGCAGAGUACCGGUGAGCAAAGAAAGGAGAUAGAAACACUGCAGAGCAAGGCGGCAGAAGAGAACAAAAAACUGGAAAAGAGAAAGAUAACCAUUGAGAAGGAGUUAGCAGAGAUUGAGCCAAGAGUGAGGGAAGCAAAGCAAGCGGUUGGUAGCAUUAAACCAGAGAGUCUCUCAGAAAUCAGGGCUUUGAGAGCACCACCUGAAGUGAUAAGGGACAUUCUUGAGGGUGUGCUCCGUCUUAUGGGUACUUUCGAUACGUCUUGGGUGAGCAUGAAAAGUUUUCUUGCAAAGCGAGGUGUAAAGGAAGAUAUAUCCACAUUUGAUGCAAGGAAGAUCACUCCAGAGAUCCGUGAGAGUGUAGAAGAACUACUGGUCAAAGACUCAUUCUCACAAGAAAAAGCUAAGCGUGCAAGUGCCGUUGCUUUGCCACUAGCAAUUUGGGUAAAAGCUAAUGUAAUGUACUCACAUGCCCUAGAGAAGAUUGCCCCUCUUGAAAAAGAACAAGCAGAACUUCAGAGGUGAAAGAACUUGAAACUGAACUUGAGACGCUUCCCAAGAAAGCUCAAAUCGCUGCUGGUUUCACUACGUACUUAUCAGCCGCUCCAGAAGACGAGCGCCGUGCCACACUCACGUCGUGGCUGGAGAAGGUUGACCUCCAAGGCUUUGACAUGCGUCGGUUCUUGAGCACAGAAAGUGAGCAGUUGAUAUGGAAAGGGGAAGGACUUCCAAGCGAUAACCUGUCCAUGGAGAAUGCUGUCAUUGUUCUACAGAUCAAUGAUCUAGGUGUAGGGAACUCUCUACGUCCAUUCCUUGUGGAUCCAUCCUCAAGGGCGACUGAAUGGCUAAAAACUCACCUGAAAGAACAAAGAUUAGAAGUCAUCAAUCAACAGGAUGCAAAUUUCAGUACUGCAUUGGAGCUUGCGGUAAGGUUCGGCAAGACACUGAUCAUACAGGAAAUAGACAAGGUUGAGCCGAUGCUGUACCCGUUACUACGAGGCGACCUCAUCAGCCAAGAGCUGCUUGAAUUAAUACAUUAUCUUCUGUCGUGGUUUGUGGUUUUAGUGAGUCUACUGGCGAUGACCAUUCAGCAUGAGAAACCUGAGCUUGAGGUGCGCAAGACAGAGCUUCUGAAGCAAGAGGAGGAUCUCAAGAUCCAACUGGCCAAACUGGAGGAGUCUCUACUGGAGACUUUGGCCCAAGCUGAGGGGAACAUUCUGGAGAAUAAGAAUCUGCUGGACUCUUUGAACAAGACCAAGGAAAGCAGUCAAACCAUUUCAAAUUCUCUAUCAGAAUCUGUUGAACUGCAGACAUCUCUGGAUCAGGAACGUGAUGCAUUUCUGCCCUUGGCAGAGAAUGGUAGCACCCUAUUUUUCGUUAUCAGUGACCUUGCAAAGCUGAAUAACAUGUAUCGCUUCAGUUUAGGAGCAUUCUUGAGAAUCUUCUCCCGUGCAUUACAGGGAAAGACCGAUGGAAGCAGUACUGAAAUGAGGAUCCAACGCCUGAUCAAAUGCCUUCAAGAUCUCGUCUAUGAGUAUGUGUGUCGCUCUCUGUUUAAGUCAGACAGGCUGAUGUUUGCUCUUCAUUUGGCACACGGGAUGCAUCCAGAGAUGUUCCAGGAAAAUGAAUGGGAGGCAUUCAUUGGUCAGAUUGUGUCAGACAUCAAAGCUGAUGGACACAGAGAGAAGGAUUCCAUCCCGAACUGGAUUGAUCAGGACAGGUAUCAAGAUGUCAAUGUCAUCAAGAGUAACUUUACUGCUCUGUAUCAGUCGUUGAGCUUUGGAGACAGUGGGUUGUGGUCUGGCUUCUCCAGGAGUUCACAGUGCGAGAUGGAAUUUCCAAAUGCUCUUCAGAAGAAAGUUUCUCCAUUUCAACAGUUACUUGUUAUUCAAACUGUUCGGCCUGAUCGUCUACAGAGCGCCAUGGGUGUGUUUGCCUGUAAAGCUCUAGGUAUGAAGGAGCUGUCUCCACCAUCAUUAAACCUGAAACGUCUGUAUCCAGAGACAGUGUCAUCGGAACCAAUACUCAUCAUCAUCUCUCCUGGUGCCGAUGCCUCGGAAGAGCUUCAAGAACUUGCUGAUGAGAUCAUAGGCACUGACAAGUACCACCAGGUUGCCAUGGGACAGGGGCAGGCCGAUAUUGCUAUGCAGUUACUUCAUGAAUGUGCCAGGAAUGGAGAGUGGCUUUGUCUUAAGAACCUCCACCUUGUCACUGCUUGGCUCCCAGUCUUGGAAAAGGAGCUGAACUCUCUUGUAACCCAUGACAGCUUCAGGUUGUGGCUGACUGCUGAGAGCCACCCCAAGUUCCCAACCAUCUUGUUGCAGUCCAGUCUGAAAGUGACCUAUGAGGCACCACCAGGCAUCAAAAAGAACCUCCAGCGUAGCUACGAUUCCUGGUCAACAGACUUCGUCGGCAAGAAUAACAAUGUCAUUCGUGCACAAGCUCUUUUUGCUCUGGCAUGGUUCCACGCUGUCUGUCAGGAGAGAAGAAAUUUCAUUCCACAAGGAUGGACAAAGUUCUAUGAAUUCUCCAUGUCAGACCUCAGAGCUGGGGCUGACAUCAUAGACAGAAUCUGCUCGAAGUCUUUGAAAGACGUUUCUUGGGACUUCAUACAUGGCUUAUUUGAGAAUGCAAUUUAUGGUGGCCGAGUCGACAACACAUUUGAUUUGCGAGUGUUGCAGUCAUACCUCACUCAGUAUUUUAACAAGGACGUGUUGAGUGGGGGUAAAGCACGCAAGAAACUAACAGCGAAUAUAUCCCUUCCUACCACUUGUUACUACAAGGACUUCACAGAUCUUGUUGCCAACUUCCCCGAGAAUGACAAGCCAUCAUUCUUUGGAUUGCCUGCAAACAUUGAACGCUCAACGCAGCGCUUUAUAAGUGGACAGGUUAUAUCACAGCUGAAGGUCCUCCGACGGCUGGAUGUAGAAGCUGGAAAAUUUGAUAAAGAGAAAUGGUCGAGUGAACUUUCACCUGUGCUGUCUCUGUGGAAGAAAUUAAACCAGGGUUCACAGCUUAUCCAUGCUAAGGUUCAGCUGCCAACAGACAAGUCCGGAACUGAGCCACCGAUUAAUUCCUUCAUCCUACUGGAACACUAUAAUGCUAUUCAACUUGUCCAGUACGUCCACUCUACUCUGGCUAGCCUUAGUAAAGUGAUCCGAGGCUCGAUUCUACUAACCAGUGAAGUCAGUGCUCUUGCUAUGAGUCUUUUAAACCAAGAGGUACCUCUUACUUGGCAGAAGAAGUGGGAUGGUCCAGAAGACCCAAUCCACUACAUGAGGACCUUAGUGGCACGUACCAUUGCUUUACAGGGGUGGGUGCAGAAGGUGCAAUCCAAUUCUCUUUUAUCUGACACCGUGGAUCUCUCAGAACUUUUCCACCCAGACACAUUCCUGAAUGCUCUUCGCCAGCAAACAGCAAGAGAGAGCAAGUCGUCCAUGGAUGGGCUGAAAUUUGUCUGCAAAUGGGCAGGAGGAAUCCCUGGUACCAAACAAUCAGUAAAGAUUGGAGGACUCCAGCUCGAGGGUUGUACCUUUGAUGGAAACAUGUUGACAGGCAACCAGCCUAACUCCCCCAGCGUGUCCUCUGUGCCUGCCUGCACGGUAGCCUGGGUAGCUAAGGACACGAGUGACCCGUACAGCCCCAGCGAGUGCAUCUCCCUGCCUGUGUACUUCUCGGCCGAGAGGGAGAAGAUCGUCACUAAGCUGAAGUUACCAUGUGGAGUAAACCAGGAAUUGUGGAUACAAACAGGAGCCGCGUUAUUCUUAAAGAGUGUUUAGAGUAAUUAGGGGGUUAGGGUAAAAUAAACUGUGUAACAUUACAAUGUUGUGUACUGAUUUAUUCAGAAAUUUGAAUAUAAUAAUAUGCAAUGAUAAUGGCCGUAUUCGACUGGUUGUUCUUAUUAAACCACGCCCACCUGCGCAGUGGUAAAAUCCUACU
Molecule: messenger RNA, 7866 nt
Organism: Anneissia japonica
Lineage: Eukaryota; Metazoa; Echinodermata; Crinoidea; Comatulida; Comatulidae
Product: cytoplasmic dynein 2 heavy chain 1-like
Biological process (GO): microtubule-based movement
Cellular component (GO): dynein complex
Molecular function (GO): ATP binding; dynein intermediate chain binding; minus-end-directed microtubule motor activity
Source: RefSeq, a predicted model, not a curated record